AUGAAUUAUGAGCUUCCUACUUCUCCUUCUUGUGCUGAUGCUGUGCCAGCCAGUCUCUGGGAAGCUUGUAUACCUUAUGAUACACUAAGAAUACCACGCUACAUUUUUAAUAUUCAAGUGGUCAACAAGGAUGCCUGGAUCUUGAGAAAUCUCACUCUUGGCUACAAUAUCCAUGACAACUAUGUGAGCACACUUGGGACAUCAGAUGCCUUGCUGGAUAUGCUUUCUACUGGAGAAGCCAAUGUUCCUAACUACAGCUGUGGAAGGAAAGACAACCUUUUAGUUCUUCUUGAUGGAUCUAAAAAGGACAUCUCCAUCCAAAUGUCAACAUUAGGAAGCAUCUACAAAAUCCCACAGAUCCAGGAGGAGAAGGACAGAGGGCAACAAGAUACUUUGGGCUCCAAGGCUACAACCAUGGCAGGUAGAGAGUCCUACAAAGAUCCAUCAAUCUUACUUCAACAGAAAAGGAGGGGAACCAUCUCAACCUACUUGCACUAUGAGAGGUUCCAUCCCUUUCUGGAGAAGAAUGAAUUUUGGAAUAUUUCCAGGAUGAAACUGUACUUUGACAAAAAUGGAGAUUUAGAAGCUGAUCUGGUCAUCAUUAGUUCAAUGGUUUUCCCCAAUAAGGAACUAAUGCCAGAGCAACUGGGGAGUUAUGAGAGAAAAAGAGUUAUCAUCAACCCUGAUACUCUGUCUCGGCUAAAGUUCCUCAACAAGGUGAUUAACACAGCAGAGCAGAUUAUCGCACCUCAGCUGUGUUAUUUCCCUGAAGGAACAUUGAAGUCUCUGCCUCAAUCCAAAUGUGUAGAAAAUUGUCGUCCUGGUUUUGCCAAGAGAGCUCGGGAAGGGGAGCCAGUUUGCUGCUACAACUGCAUUCCUUGUCCAAAAGGGACCAUCUCUACUCAGGAAGAUACAGAAAAAUGCACCAAAUGUCCAGAUGAUAAAUACCCAAAUGAAGACCAAGUUCAUUGUAUUCCCAAAAUCAUAACGUUCCUGUCUUAUGAAGACCAUCUCGGCAUCAUCCUGGUUUCUUUUGUCCUACUCUUCUUCCUAAUUACAGUCUUUGUGUUGACCAUAUUCAUUAAAUACCUACAAACUCCCAUUGUCAAAGCCAACAACCGGGACCUCUCUUACAUCCUCCUUGUCUCCCUCCUGCUCUGCUUCUUGUCUCCUCUUCUCUUCAUUGGUCAACCAAGAAAUGCCACCUGUCUUCUCCAACAAAUGGUGUUUGGCAUCAUCUUCUCAGUUGCCAUUUCUUCUCUCUUGGCUAAGACAAUCACGGUGGUGCUGGCUUUCCUGGCCACAAAACCAGGAAACCGAAUGAAGAGAUGGUUGGGGAAGAGCUUGGCCAACUCCAUCAUCCUUUCUUGUUCUGCUGUCCAAGUUAUCAUUUGCUCCAUCUGGAUGGGAGUUUCUCCCCCAUUCCCUGACUCUGACCUCCACUCCCAGCCUGGAGAGAUCAUCCUGCAAUGCAAUGAAGGCUCUGUUGUCAUGUUCUACCUCACCCUCAGCUACCUGGGCAUCUUGGCUGCUAUCUGCUUCACAUUAGCUUUCCUAGCCAGGAAUCUCCCUGGGGCCUUCAAUGAAGCCAAGUUGAUCACCUUCAGCAUGCUUGUCUUCUGUAGUGUCUGGGCAAGUUUUGUGCCUGCCUACUUGAGCAUCAAAGGAAAAUACAUGGUGGCUGUUCAGGUCUUCUCUAUAUUGUCAUCAAAUGCUGGUCUGCUGUUCUGCAUCUUCAUCCCCAAGUGCUACAUUAUCAUCCUGAGGCCAGACCUCAAUAUAAAGGAGCAUUUUACAUCUAGAAGAAAUGCAGAAGUGCACAUUUUGACUGAGGUAGAGACUAAGCAGAAAAAGAAAGAAUUUUCCCCAAAAGUAUGUUAA
This is a messenger RNA of Pseudonaja textilis, 1881 nucleotides long. RefSeq names its product vomeronasal type-2 receptor 26-like. NCBI's taxonomy places the organism in Eukaryota, Metazoa, Chordata, Lepidosauria, Squamata, Elapidae. Gene Ontology annotation, cellular component: plasma membrane. Gene Ontology annotation, biological process: G protein-coupled receptor signaling pathway. Gene Ontology annotation, molecular function: G protein-coupled receptor activity. The record is from RefSeq and is a predicted model, not a curated record.